Molecule: messenger RNA, 1272 nt
Organism: Sphaeroforma arctica JP610
Lineage: Eukaryota; Ichthyosporea; Ichthyophonida
Exons: 1
Coding region: 100-1161 (353 amino acids)
Molecular function (GO): protein binding; serine-type endopeptidase inhibitor activity
Source: RefSeq, a predicted model, not a curated record
CCGGAGGCCAACAUGAGCAGUGUAUAUAAAAGCAUGGCGGAACGAACGGAAAAUUUGGAUUUAAAAUAUCAAUCAAACAUCAGACUCAAUAUUUAAAUUAUGAAGUCUACAACUUUUGCAGUCGCCGUCUUGGCAACAAUGUCACUGACAGUCUUGGCCAAACCCACUGGUUAUGAUACUGAAAUGAUUAUCGAACCUCGAGCUAGUGACACAUUCGAGUGCUCCGACGUUGUGUGCAUGAUGUAUUGCGAAGAUGGAUUCCAACAAGACGAGUUCGGUUGCGAUAUCUGCGCAUGUAUGGAGCCAGAAGAGCACAAGUGCUCGGAGGUUAUGUGCACCAUGUAUUGUGAAGAGGGCUUCCAACAAGAUGAGUUUGGUUGCGACAUCUGCAAAUGUGUGGAACCCGAGGAGCACAAGUGCUCAGAUAUAAUGUGUACUAUGUUCUGUGAAGAGGGAUUCCAGCAAGAUAAGAACGGAUGCGAUAUUUGCAAAUGUGUAGAGCCAAAGGAGCCUGAGUGCUCGGAAGUCAUGUGUGACAUGUUUUGUGAGGAAGGGUUUCAACAGGAUCAGAACGGUUGCGAUAUUUGCAAAUGUGUAGAGCCAGAAGAGCACAAGUGCUCUGACCAAAUGUGCGUUAUGUUCUGCGAUGAGGGAUUCCAACAAGACGAGAAUGGUUGUGAUAUUUGCAAAUGUGUCGAGCCAAAGGAGAAGUGCUCGGAAGUUAUGUGUGAUAUAUUUUGUGAGGUUCAACAAGACGACAACGGUUGUGACAUUUGCAAAUGUGUAGAGCCGGAAGCAUCAGUGUGCUCCGACAAGGAGUGCAGAAUGCACUGCGAGAACGGUUUUAAGGUAGAUGGUAAUGAUUGCACAAUGUGCGAGUGUGAAGCGAUUGAUGUAUGCAAGUCAGACUGCACCACUUAUUUCGAUGGAUGUAAUACUUGCACGUGUGGUGAAGACGGUGUGGCUUCUUGUACCAAGAAGGCCUGUGAGACUGUCGAGGAGCCUAAGUGCUUAGAUAUUCCGGAAUUCUGUGCAGAGGGUUGCACCCAGUACUUCAAUGGGUGUAAUACUUGCAAGUGCAACGAUAAUGGCGAGUCGACUUGUACAAGAAUGACCUGUGAGGUUUUGGACGAACCCUUUUGCUUGGAUUCUACUAAUUAAGUGUCGACUAACAUGCUGUGUACUCUCUAGAAAGACAAAUAAUAAUACAAACAUAUCUAGUACAAAAUUAUAUAAUAUGUAUGCAUGCGUAUCAUAUUUUUAUAAAAGUCG